Branchiostoma floridae (Florida lancelet) is the source of this 1675-nucleotide messenger RNA. RefSeq names its product pyruvate dehydrogenase [acetyl-transferring]-phosphatase 1, mitochondrial-like. The coding region runs from base 120 to 1637 and encodes 505 amino acids. The record is from RefSeq and is a predicted model, not a curated record. Gene Ontology annotation, molecular function: protein serine/threonine phosphatase activity; cation binding. Gene Ontology annotation, biological process: protein dephosphorylation. NCBI's taxonomy places the organism in Eukaryota, Metazoa, Chordata, Leptocardii, Amphioxiformes, Branchiostomatidae. The transcript is spliced from 2 exons.
UGAAAAGGGCCAUUUUGUUUGUGCAAGUUAUGGACGUGUUUCACUUGUAUUCUGCUUAUCCUACGAUGGUUUUCACAGGAAAAGUGACCAAAUGUUUCAUUUAACAACGUCGCUUGAGAAUGUCAGCAUUCGCUGUACCCGUGCGCCGGAAGGCCGUUGUGAGCGGACUGGGGCGGCUCGGGUGGCAGGUGAUGAUGAGGGGGAGGGGCGGCAGUACACCAGCGGUCCUUCUCCAUUCACGUACAGUGUUUUCAUCGGCAGUACUGCUACAACAUCAACCAGGAGGCUUUACUCACGUUCACCGGAGCAGCCUCGCCAAGCUGACGCCGCAACAGGCCACCAAUGUUCUGAGAGCCAACGAUGCUUCCUUCGUCAUGGACUUCGACAGUCCUGUUCAUCGCUUUGACAGCAAUCAGCUGGCUUCCAACAGCCCCAUAGAGGACAGGCGUGCAGCCGGCAGGUGUCUGUACUCUGGGGACAUGCUUUUUGGUGUGUUUGAUGGCCAUGGCGGCAGCGCCUGUGCACAGACUGUGAGUGAGAGACUUCUAGACUACAUAGCUGUCUCCCUCAUGGACUACAAACAACUAUGUGAUUACAAGUCAUCCAUGGAGUCUUCAACAGGGAGAGCAGAUGCUGUGAGGCGGUUUAACUUCGCCAAUGACUAUUCGUCACAGGAAGGGAGCAGGCGUUACACAGAUGCACUGUACAAAUUUGCACGGGAGGUCCUGGCAGCCUAUGAUGAAGAGGCAGAGGCAGCAGACUGUUUAAGACAUGCAUUUGAAAGGCUGGACGAGGACAUUUCUUCUGAAGCACAAACAAAGUUGCCAAAUGGGCAAGUCAACUUUGAAGCCUUACAGGCGGCAUAUGCAGGUGCAACUACAGUGGUUGCCUAUGUACAUGGAGCUGACUUGUACAUAGCCAAUGUUGGGGACAGCGGAGCUGUGAUAGGGGUACAUAAUGAGGAUGGCACCUGGGAACCAAGACCACUAUCCUCUGACCACAAUGCUCUCAACCCGUCAGAAAUACUUAGGAUAAGAUCAGAGCAUCCAAGAAGUGAGUCAACAUUUGUGGUCAAAGGUGGCCGAUUGUUGGGGUACCUACAGCCUCUAAGGGCAUUUGGUGAUGUUAAGUUUAAGUGGAAUAAGAGGUUACAGAAGGAAGUGCUCAACACUGCUUACAAUAAGAACCUAAUACCUGUGAACUACUAUACUCCCCCAUAUCUAACUGCCAUGCCAGAGAUCACACAUCAUAGGCUAACUAGCAAUGACAAGUUUCUGAUCCUGGCCAGUGAUGGUCUCUGGGAACCCAUGAUGAAGCAUACGGCUGUCAGGCUUGUAGCAGAGCAUCUCAUGGGAAACCAUAAGGGUAGACUUCACUUUGAUGACGGCAUCAAAACGUUGGGGGACAUCAGCAACAUUCUGAAGAAGAGACGAGCUAGUCACUCUGCUGAAGUGAUGGACCAGAAUGUCACCACACAUCUGAUUCGCCAUGCUCUGGGGGGAACUGACGACGGAAUUGACCACAGCAAACUGGCCACCAUGCUUACACUACCUGAGGAGAUUGUACGUCUAUAUCGUGAUGAUAUUACCAUUACCGUCAUCUUCUUCAACACCGACCACAUUGCAAGCUUGGAAUGAGCUAUCAGUAGGAACUGUUGUGAUUUUGAUGUUUAAGA